Messenger RNA from Polistes dominula (European paper wasp), 2008 nucleotides. RefSeq names its product asparagine--tRNA ligase (gene AsnRS). Gene Ontology annotation, molecular function: nucleic acid binding; ATP binding; asparagine-tRNA ligase activity. The record is from RefSeq and is a predicted model, not a curated record. Gene Ontology annotation, cellular component: cytoplasm. Lineage: Eukaryota; Metazoa; Arthropoda; Insecta; Hymenoptera; Vespidae. Gene Ontology annotation, biological process: asparaginyl-tRNA aminoacylation.
AAAAAGAACAAAAAAUAUAUAAGGAAAAAGAAAAUUGACUUUGCAAGUGAAUAGUGCGCAUGCAGUGAUUAAUAAAAAAGGAAUUAAAGGAUCAGAAGAUAACAUUAAUUUCAUUGGAGCAGUAUAGACAAAACUAAAAUUUUUCUUUUGCAGAUAAUUGGAGAACAAUUAUAUGUUCACCAUGCCCGAUAAAACACUGCCGAAAUUAUCUAACUUAACUUUAGGAGAAAUUUACACUUCUGAAAAAACCGGUAAUGACGAAACUGGAGAUGGUACUGAACAAAAUCCUUUUAAGACAAUUUUACAAGCAAUGAGACAUGCUGGGAAAGAACCUUUCCCAUUGAUUUACCAAGAUUCACGAGAUAGUGAAAGGAGAUACGAACCGGCUAGUAAAUCUCAAUUAAAAAAAGUUCAAAAAAUCUGGACAAGGGAGCAAUAUAAGAACGAGGAUAAGCAAGCAAAAUUACAAGAAGAUGAAGAGAAAAGAUUGAAAAAUUUACAGGAAGCUAAAGAAAUUGUCAUUGAGGAAGAUAAAAGUCUUCCAGAGGCAACGAAGAUUAAAAUAAAAGAAGCUUUCAAUUUUAGAGACAAAAGAAUUAAAAUAGUUGGAUGGGUGCAUAGAUUGAGACGACAAGGUAAAGCCCUUAUGUUCAUUACGCUGAGAGAUGGAACAGGUUUCUUACAAUGUGUUUUAAAUGACAAACUAUGUCAAACUUAUGAUGCCUUGACACUUUCUACUGAAGCAUCAGUAGAAUUAUUUGGAACUUUAAAAUGUGUGCCUGAAGGAAAAAGUGCACCUGGUGGCCAUGAAUUGUGCGUUGAUUAUUGGAAAUUGAUCGGAGAUGCUCCACCGGGAGGUGCUGAUUCCAUUUUGAAUGAAGAAGCUCUUCCUGAUGUACAAUUAGAUAACAGACAUAUUAUGAUUCGUGGCGAAAAUACGGCACGCGUUUUGAUGAUGAGAUCUAUAUUAACUCAAGCAUUUAGAGAUCAUUAUAAAAAUAGAGGCUAUUAUGAAAUAACACCUCCUACAUUGGUACAAACUCAAGUAGAAGGUGGUUCAACCUUAUUUGAAUUAGACUACUUUGGAGAAAAAGCAUAUUUGACUCAAAGUUCUCAGCUUUAUCUUGAAACAUGUAUACCAGCAAUGGGUGACGUUUAUUGUAUUGCUCAAUCAUACAGAGCGGAACAAUCAAAGACAAGAAGACAUCUUGCUGAGUAUACUCAUGUCGAAGCAGAAUGUCCUUUUAUAACAUUCGAUGAUUUACUUGAUCGAUUAGAAGAUUUGAUAUGCGAUGUAGUGGAACGCGUAUUACAAUCUCCUCUUGGUCAUUUAGUGAAAGAAUUAAAUCCAGAAUUUAAAAUACCCAAAAAACCAUUCAAGCGAAUGAACUAUAGCGAUGCUAUUGAAUUUUUGAAAGCUAAUGGUAUUACUAAAGAAGAUGGAACUUUUUACAAAUUUGGAGAGGAUAUCCCAGAAAUGCCAGAAAGAAGAAUGACGGACAUGAUUAAUGAGCCUAUUAUGCUUUGUCGCUUUCCCGUAGAAAUUAAGUCAUUCUAUAUGCAGCGUUGUUCAGAAGACAAGCGACUUACAGAAUCUGUAGAUGUUCUUUUACCUAAUGUUGGUGAAAUAGUAGGUGGUUCAAUGCGUAUUUGGAACUAUCAAGAAUUGCUAGAAGGCUAUUCUCGGGCUAAAAUAGAUCCUACACCAUACUAUUGGUAUACGGAUCAGAGAAAAUAUGGUUCCUGUCCACAUGGAGGAUAUGGGUUGGGCUUGGAACGAUUUCUUUGUUGGCUGCUAAAUAGGUACCAUAUUCGAGAAGUGUGCUUAUAUCCACGUUUCCUGGAACGUUGUCGUCCUUAAGCUUUAUGCCUUCUAAAAUUGCUUAUGCGAAACUGAAUAUAAUUUUCAUAGUUCCAAACCAACCAAAUUACUUAUGAUUAACUUAAUUUUCACAAUUAUGUAAUAUAGGUAAUAAAUUUAUUUAUUCUCUAGAAGAGAAUGACACAA